Messenger RNA from Bicyclus anynana (squinting bush brown), 1933 nucleotides. Its product is annotated as cartilage-associated protein. NCBI's taxonomy places the organism in Eukaryota, Metazoa, Arthropoda, Insecta, Lepidoptera, Nymphalidae. Bases 671 to 1762 code for a protein of 363 amino acids. The transcript has 2 exons. Gene Ontology annotation, cellular component: endoplasmic reticulum. Gene Ontology annotation, biological process: collagen fibril organization. Gene Ontology annotation, molecular function: collagen binding; protein binding. The record is from RefSeq and is a predicted model, not a curated record.
UUUUUUGGCUUGGCCGCAUCCUGUUGUUCACGUUAACUUAGAAGUUUGAUUUUUGACAAACGGAGAACAAUGUGAUCCUUUACAUAAUAUGGGUUACGUUCCUUUUUUCUUCUGAGAUACGGAACCCUUUAAAGGUUGUUCAAAGCGGGUGCGGAUCGCGACACGCGAUCCGAUUCAUGUUUUGAUUUGAGUUUUGACCCUGUUCGCUUGUGUCCAGACUCCCAGAAUAGAUAACAUGGUUGUUCGUUAUUCCUCUCGGUCGAUUGUCGAAUAGGUCGAGUGUUGACCCGACUCGACUAUCGCGUCGCGACGUGUGAACGUGGCGUGGCACGUAGUGUCAAAACUCAAACUCUUAACUCUGCGUCUGCGUUGAGUUAAUCUAUACUUUAUAAUGUAAAUUAAUAUAAAUCAAAAUAAUUGUGAAAUAUGAAGGAUUAAUCUAUAAUCUGUGAUUUUAAUAAAGGUAGCAUAGCAGGCGACAGCUACUUGAACUCAUCUCUUUGUACUGAAGGAUGUAAAGGAACGCCGAACGUUAUUUUUGAGUUCAUGGAGAGUGAGAGAGUUGCAUUGCACUUUUUCCAUACUAUCAUUUGUGAAGCAACUCAAGCAACCAUUCAAAAAUAAUAUAAGUAAGUUACUUGCUUACUUGCUUAUACUUACUAAAACAAAAAUGUGUUCAAUAACUAUGAAAAUUGCAAUAUUUUUAUGUAUGAUAGUUUUAUGCAGAAGUCAUAAGAUUACAUCACUGGACAAAGUGUUUAAGGAAGGUGUAGAUGCAUAUUCCAAAGAGAGAUGGUCAGAAUGUAUUGUACAAUUUGAAGAAGCUUUACAUUUAUAUACAGUUCACAAAGCUGUGAUUGUUAACUGUAGGUUGCAAUGCAGAUCUGAACUUCCAAAGAGUGAAAUUGAAAACAUAGAAGAUUUAAAAAUUUUCGAAUAUUUCAUUAACGCUAGACAAUGUAUUACCCAAUGCCAGCAAAAAGGAUUUGAUGAUGUUCAUAUGUACAAUAAUGUAUCUAAUACAGUGUUAGAGUACAUGCAGGCAAGAAAGCCUUAUUCAUAUCUACACAUUUGUUACUUUCAAAUGAAUAAUUUACCGAAGGCUGCAUCAGCUACUUAUACAUAUCUAAUAGGACAUCCAUAUGAUGUCGAUAUGAAGAAAAAUUAUGACUAUUAUAUUGAACAGCCUGAAGUAGAUGUAAAAGAAGUUAUUGAUCUUGAACGUGAUGAUUACCAAGUUCUUUACAAACUUGGGGUACAAGCAUACAAACAAAAAAAAUGGGGUGAAACAGUACACAACAUGGAGGAGGCUAUAGUUCAUUAUCUCUCAUGGGAAAGCUCUUGUCGUGCUGAGUGUGACCGUCAGCCUGAACAAGAAUGGUCUCCAGAAUUUACAAUAACUGUCUCGAAUAAUAUUGCCUCAGUUUUAACAUGCAGACAAAAGUGCCAGGAAGAGUUAAAACCACUGUAUGACUCUGGCAUAGAAAUAUUGGCUGAUAUAUUGAAUUACAUACAGAUAUCUUAUUAUCAUCUAGACAGAAUUGACAAUGCUGCAAAAGCUGUUGCCACAUAUUUGGCAUUGUAUCCAAAUGAUGAAGACAUGCUUGAGAACAAAAAUAUUUAUCAAACUCUCACAGAUGAGAAAAAGUUUGUAGAAAUACCAGACAUAAUAUUCUACUAUAAAAGAGAUAAGAAUGAGAAACAACUUCUUGAUAUUUUUCAUAGAGAAGAUAAUAGUGACCCUAAUGCCAAUACAAUUUAGGCAUAUGUAUAAUAUGCUUUUGAUAAUGUAAUGUUUUUUCAUAGAUCUCUAGUAUUAAGUUAAAGUUACUUAUAAUACCUAAUAAGUAUAUAUUUUUUAUUUUUUAAUAAAUUAAAUCCUUUUACCAGUGCCAUACUACUACAAUUAAAAGAUAAUCCUAUACUUAAUUUA